Solea senegalensis (Senegalese sole) is the source of this 1703-nucleotide messenger RNA. Its product is annotated as acidic mammalian chitinase-like. Lineage: Eukaryota; Metazoa; Chordata; Actinopteri; Pleuronectiformes; Soleidae. Gene Ontology annotation, molecular function: chitin binding; chitinase activity. The record is from RefSeq and is a predicted model, not a curated record. Gene Ontology annotation, biological process: chitin catabolic process; carbohydrate metabolic process. Gene Ontology annotation, cellular component: extracellular region.
UCAGCCAAGCACAUUCACCAUGAACAAACACAUUCUAAUAGCAGGUCUCUGUCUUUGCCUUGGUAGUUUGGUGUCAACCACCAGACUGGUGUGUUAUUUCACUAACUGGUCCCAGUACAGACCUGGCAAUGGGAAAUAUAUGCCAUCAAAUGUUGAUCCACUGCUGUGUACCCACCUGAUCUACGCCUUUGCUGGUAUUAACGAGGCAAAUGAGUUGGCCACCAUAGAAUGGAACGAUGAGGAACUCUAUAAAUCAUUUAAUGGACUCAAACAGAGGAAUCCAAAUCUUAAAACACUGUUGGCAGUUGGCGGCUGGAACUUUGGAACGCAAAAAUUUACUAGGAUGGUGUCAACACAAGCGAACAGGAAUACAUUUAUCCAGUCGUCUAUCAAACUACUGAGAAAAUUUAGUUUCGAUGGACUGGACCUGGACUGGGAAUAUCCGGCUGCAAGAGGAAGCCCUCUGGAGGACAAGCAGAGAUUCACUGUGUUAUGCAAGGAACUCCUUGAGGCCUAUGAGGCUGAAAGCACGGCAACUGGCAAACCAAGAUUGAUCGUCUCUGCAGCCGUGUCAGCUGGGAAAGGAACCAUCGAUGCUGGUUAUGAAAUCGCUGAGAUUGCAAAGUACUUGGAUUUUAUUAAUGUGAUGACAUACGAUUUACACGGAUCCUGGGAAACUGUCACAGGACAUCACAGCGCGUUAUACAAAGGGUCCCAUGACACCGGUGACAAUGUUUACCUAAACACUGACUUUGCCAUGAGGUAUUGGCGGGACAAGGGAACACCUGCAGAAAAGCUAAAUAUGGGAUUUGCUACAUAUGGACGGACAUUUAAACUGUCCACUGAAUCCAGUGGGGUUGGAGCGCCAGCAUCUGGCCCUGGAGCUGCCGCUGCUUUUACCAGGGAGGCUGGUUUCUGGUCCUAUUAUGAGAUUUGCUCCUUCCUUCAAGGGGCCAGUGUACACAUGAUUGAGGACCAGAAAGUUCCCUAUGCCACCAAACAAAAGGAGUGGGCUGGAUAUGACAACAGGGAAAGUUUUAACACUAAGGUAAGUUACAUGAAAACCAAUGGAUUUGGAGGAGCCUUUGUUUGGGCUCUGGAUCUGGAUGACUUUAAUGGACAGUUCUGUCGACAAGGAAAUUACCCCCUGAUCAGCCAUCUUCGCACUCUUUUGGCUUCUGACCUUCCUCCCCUUCCCACAGGAGGAACUUUACCAUCUGUAGUGACUCCAUCUACACCUCGACCAGCCACAACCACAGCCACAGCCACAACCACAGCCACAACCACAACACAACCACAACCUGCAGCUGACAACUUCUGUGCUACAAGGGCUGGUGGCAUUUAUGCAAAAAGUGAUGCCCCUGGCUCUUUUUACAGCUGUGCCAACGGCAUCACCUGGGUCCAGCAUUGUCCAGCUAAUUUAGUUUUUCGUGAAAGCUGCAAUUGCUGUGAUUGGCCCUAGACGUUUGCACAUUUUUAUCAAUUCAACAUACUGUAAUUAAUAGCAAUGAUGGAAAAAGCAAAUGCAUAGACAGUAUAUUAUAACUCCACAUGUCUAUAAAUGUAUCAAUAUAAUUGAAUACACUGCAAAAUGUAUUUAAGCUCUUGUUAUCACACUUCCUAAACAUCCCAUGAGUCAACCUAAUGUUGACAUUUGACAGGCAUUUAACAAGAAUUUAAUAAAUGAUUCAGUUCAUUAUUAA